AGCCAAGAAAGUACUUUGAUACCGGCCGUUACCUUGGUGACGAGUCCUGCGCUUAAGCAACAAAGUGCUAGAGUGCUAGAUUGAACACGGACGGCGUUUUCUAGCUGGAACAAUUAAGCGAAACAUUACAUUUUACCAUUUGUUUCCCACCUUCACAAGCUUUUUAUUAACGCGAGGAUUAGCACUACAAUGUCAACACAUGAAAAAGAUCUCGAUACAUUUCUCAAGAAUGUUGAUGAGAUAAGCACUUUGGUGAAGGGGUUGAAUUCCUCCAGUGAGUGUUGUCAGAUGAAAGCCAUAGAGAAUGCAGACCGCCUGCUAACCUCUUGGAAGCAAGAAGAACCGUGUCGGACUCCACUCAAUAGGACAGUGAUAAACACCAAGUCAUCCCAGCAGCAGACAGCACCCGCGGAUUCGAAACAUGACUCAGAGAUUAGUUCUGAGAAUUUCAUGAGGAUUUUAGAAAAGGAUGCAGAAGACAGAGCAGAGAGGAGGAAAAAAAAUGAAGAGCUUGCGCAAGAGCUGAAAGCGAAAGGAAAUGAGGCCUAUACUUGCGGUGACUAUGAAACCGCAGUCCUGCAUUACACAGAGGGGCUGGAGAAAGUGCGCGACAUGCAGACGCUCUACACCAAUCGGGCACAGACCUAUAUCAAGCUGCAGAAGUACAAGGAGGCCAUCAGUGACUGUGACUGGGCGCUGCGGUGUGAUGACAAAUGCGUUAAGGCUCUGAUUCACAAGGGAAGAGCCAACCAGGGCCUGAAGAUCUAUACAGAGGCACGAGGAUGCUAUCAAAGGAUUUUGGACAUUGAACCUGGCCGAACUGCCUUGGUAAAACAGUACCUGACCCAGGUGGAUCUGGAGGAGAAGAAGGAAAUGCAGGACAAGGGAGCUCGGGAUGAAUUUGAGAUGGGAAAAGAAGAGGCAGUGACUGUACACCUCCUGCUGGAAAAGCAAAAGAAACCUGAGCAGAUGAUCAUGUACUACUGCGGAGGCCUAGAGCUACUCUCUCAGGCCAUAACUGACUGCACCGGGCAGACACUGUUCAGGUUAGACGACGGCUUUGGUGUCAUCAGCGGCAAUGACACUGUAAAGAGAUGCCUGUGCCAGACCCCAGCCACAGCGUUUUCUGAGGAGCUGUGCAUCUCUGUGCUGAAGCUGUGGAGCGCAGUCUGCAGGGGGAACGAGGAAAACCAGCGGUUGUUGCUGCAGGGCUCUUGGGAAAGGGAGCGCAUGGUACAUCUGCUGGCAUGGGAGAGCGCGGGAGUGCGGAGCCAGUGCCUGGCACUGCUCGGCCUGUUCGCACAGGAGGAACAUGGCCGCGGUUUACUCAUUGGCCUGCCGGAACUGCACAUGCUGGUGAAGAACCUAAUGAAGAGCCUUUGUGAUGAGGAUUCCUCUGCUGAACGUGUGCUCUCUGUGCUGGGUGCACUAGCCACAGAAAAGCGGUUUCGCAUUUCUUUGAGGGAAGAUUUUGCAACAUUAUUUGUUCCUCCUUUUGUAAGAUAUCUGAGAAAUAUCACUUCAACCAACCUCGGUCUGCUGCCUUCACUCAUAUCAGUUUUGUUUAGUAUGACUGCUGACAAUUUCAUCUGCGGAGAGAUUGCCCAGUGCAAGGAAUGCUGGGAAGCCUUCCUUAUUGCCAUGGAGCGAUGUUCGCACUGUGAAUACAGAGACGUCCUUGGUGCGCUGCUGGGCCUGCUGAUAAGGCUUUCCACCAGGCCGUUCCCAGCUGCGCAGGACUGUGCUGUUCCCGUCAGCAGCAUGUGCUUGGACUUGCUCAGCCAUCCUGAGGGACACAUCAUCACUAGGAGCGCAGGCGUUCUGAGUAUGGUCCUCCCGCAGUCCCAGGAUGCAACGCAACAUGCCGUUAAGGGAGGGAUAGUGAAGAGAAUACUCAAACUACUAAAGGGCUCGGGGCAAACCACCACGCGAUGCUGCAUAAAGACCUUGGCAGUGUGCACUGCAUCCUGCCAUCAGGCCCGGGAGGAACUGGUCAAACUGGACAAGAGGCUCCAGACUCUGAGGAGGCUGGUUGGCGGGGCUGGGGAGAUUGAGGGGGGGAAUGCGGCCCUGUGUUUGGGACACUGCCUGGAAAUCCCAGGAGUGGCUGCUUCUCUCUUGGGCACGGACGUGGUCCUGCUGCUGCUCCGCCAAGCUGCCCUCAACGCUGGGGACACCGGGAACGCCGGGGAUGCUGGGAAUGCUGCCAUUACCCUGGGGAAGCUGUGCAAGGCUGAGCCCAGACACAUUGUGAAACUCAGAGAACUUCAUGGCUUGGAAAUACUUCAUUCCUGCUUGAAAUCGGAAGUGAACUAAGGUCAACUGAAAGUGAGCUAAGGUCUUAAGUGUGGCACGCUAAGGGAAGAACUGAAUAUGCAUGUGGCCUUGACUUCCUGCAACCAUUGUGUUGUCAGACAUUACACACCACUCUGAUAUUUAAUGUAAAAUGAUGUCAAAUGUGAAAUAAAGAAUAAAGAAAUACUGAGAUCUAAGGAGAAAGUUCCCUAGAGCAGGGAUACUAGGGAUUGUCAAAUCUGGCCCUCUAAUCCAAAUACAGCCCUGGUUAAGUGAACAAUUUGUGCCACUGAUUGGCCAGACUGUCUUCACACCUGACUCCCAGGUAAAGGGAGGGUGGAAAACAUGCAGUUCUCGGCCCCCCGAGUACUGUGAUUUGAUGAUCCCUACCCUAGAGCUUUUGAGCUUUUGAUAUGGAGUUGUGGAUUCCCAGCACGUUUGAGCUGAAAUUGUAUAGCUGGUGCUUGACAUGGACACUGAAUGUUUCCCCUCGCACUCUCACUUCAUAUGCCUCAUCUGUAGAGCUCUUUGAGAUCUCCUCUUCACUGCAAACGGUCAGGCAAGCUGCUUCCCCAGCCUUUAUACUGAAAAUGUGUUCUCUGCUGCCCCAGGACAAUAAACUCAACACUUAUACCUGUGAUGUUUUCUUACAGUUUUGUGUGAUAGAAGAGAUUUAUUGAUUGAUUUUUUUUGCAUUAUUUUGCACAACAUCAAAAUAGUUUUAUUUUAAUUUGGCCUGUACUUAUUUACCAUACUAUUUAUUAUAUAUUGAUCAGCCUUCGUUUAAUGUUUCAAAAGUGAUUAUUAGAUUAUUAUUAGAUUAGUAUAUUCAACAGAAUAAGACUGGGGAGAAUCUGAAUUGGUACCUGGAAACAAACGUCUGUUCUAGCAUUGUCUGCCUGGGAUAUAAGGUCAAGAUCCACACAGGAUCCAGGUGUAUUCAUUUGAAAUACUUCUGUCCUCAGCAUUAACUAUUUUAUCUUCAUCCCUUUGUCCCUGUUAUCCACUCGCUCAUAGUUUGUAUUUUCCCAACUGAGCUGCUCAACAAGAAACCUAAUCCUGAAAGCUAAUGUACUUUUUUAGUGUCUUUUGUAAUAAAGGAUUACCUUUUCCAGUGAUCACA
Messenger RNA from Conger conger (European conger), 3418 nucleotides. It is a transcript of the gene ttc12, whose product is annotated as tetratricopeptide repeat domain 12. NCBI's taxonomy places the organism in Eukaryota, Metazoa, Chordata, Actinopteri, Anguilliformes, Congridae. The record is from RefSeq and is a predicted model, not a curated record. Gene Ontology annotation, molecular function: protein binding. The transcript is spliced from 21 exons. The coding region runs from base 190 to 2316 and encodes 708 amino acids.